UGGAGAUCUCAAUUGUUUAAAAAAACCUCCUCAUUUCUCAUGGUCCAAGUUUCUAAUCCUGUUUCCACAUCCAAUAUUACCGCCAUGCCAACUGUUGAUCCUAAUGCUUCACACGCUACGGUCGCAAAGAGUUCUAGUCAGAGUAACCUCACUGGUGCCAAUUCAAAUGCUGGCAGUGGUGGUGUGCCCCCCAAGAUCAUUAACCCUACAAAGCAAGCUUUUACUCAGCAACAAUCCCCCAUUCAUUCCUUCCCUGGUGGGAUGAAUACUGGCACAAAACCCGUUCCGGCUGCUGCUGGACCAAGCAGUAGUGGAGCUAGUCGAGGCAAUGCGGGAACAGCCGGUCAUACUUUACCCAUAGCUGGGAACACUGUUGCUGUGGGUGGAUCUAAUAACACAGCUCGUACUAAGGCGAAGCAGCCCAUGAGAACAACCAAGACAAGCCAAAAGCUGACAUUGUUUCCUGAAGAAAAAGAUGUACCAGUGUUGGAGGACGAUGACGACUUUGACACCACAACAUACAACCAGAUUGGCCAACUCUCUUCUGGAACAUCUAGGAAUGAGGCCCACCGCAUGAGCAAAUUGGACAGACAAAAGCUUCCUAGAGUCAUUGCGUACUGUACAGCAUCUUCCUAUAGGAUGGAUGACCUUUUCAACUAUCUUCAAUCACGCAAAACGAUGAAUUUCUGUGCACCAAAGCGUUUCGAUGAAUGCAUCUACUCACCAUUCUCGUACACAGCGUCUUCAAAACCGCCGACAACCGCUGAUCUUUUGGGGUUGAACGAACCAAAUGAGUCUCGUCUCUUGGAGCAGCAGCGCCUGAAGGAGUCAACCCCUGAGCUGUUCUUCUUUGAUUAUGGUGUUACUGUCAUCUGGGGAAUGUCAGAGCAUGAGGAGUCACGUCUAUUACAGGAGAUUUCCAAAUUCGAAGAGGAGAAACUUGAUGAUGAGGAUGUCGAGACUGAAGAGUUUUCAUAUUACUACAACUCUGAGUAUCAGCCCAGGAUCUAUAACGAUGUAAUUACGCUUAAAAGUGCAGGAAAUUAUAUGGUCAAGCUGACCAUCUCUCAUGCUAUUGCUCAAUCGGUCAAAAUGACUCUAUUUGAGGGGCUUAUCGAGAAUACUAUCAACGCAACAAAGCAUAUUCCGCAGACAAUGGCAGAGACGGGCAAGGUUCCAAUGUCAAGGACGGCUAUUACUAAGAAGAUCGGCCAGCUCUUCAUUAUGAGAAUUAACGUAAACCUUGUCAGCAAUAUUCUGGACACGCCCGAGAUUUUCUGGUCAGAGCCAUCUUUUCAGCCACUUUAUUCAGCCAUUCGAGGUUAUCUGGAAAUUAAUCAGCGAGUUGAGUUGUUAAACCAGCGUACCACUGUGAUCAGUGAUCUCUUGGACAUGUUAAAAGAACAUCUUAAUUCUUCUCACGGUGAACAACUGGAAUGGAUUGUGAUUGUUCUCAUUUUCUUUGAAAUCGUCAUUGGAGUCAUUACCAUCUGUUUGGAUCUUUUCAGCUACACCAACCGUGAAGGAGGCCAUUCAUUAUAAAAGCUAAAGUUUUGGAAGAUGUGAUGAAGAAUCACUGCUCUACAUGGUUUAUUCCAAUAAUCAUGUACAGUUAUGGUGUCGUCUUGAGGGAAUAAAGACUUUGCUU
Molecule: messenger RNA, 1648 nt
Organism: Lobosporangium transversale
Lineage: Eukaryota; Fungi; Mortierellomycota; Mortierellomycetes; Mortierellales; Mortierellaceae
Exons: 7
Coding region: 40-1542 (500 amino acids)
Source: RefSeq, a predicted model, not a curated record